AUGAAAUCAAGAUAUCUACUCAUGCUAAUUGCCGUUAUCGGCAUUGACAUGUUACUCAGCAAUGUAACGUGUUUUAAAACUGGUGGAAAAUUCCUCGGUCAGCCAACAUCACUCGACAUAAAAGAAUCUAAUCACUAUGUGAUCACCACAUGUGCUCUCUACAGAAUAGUAAUAACGUAUUUCCAACAUGUUUAUGAUCACAAUGACUUAGAGACAAAAUUUCAAACAACCGAUGGUAACUGUAGAGAUUUUCACAUGAUCAUCGCAAGAGAACUAGAGAAGCUCGACAUUAAUCCAAUAUUUUUUCGUCUAGCACGGCAAGAGAUUGCCUUAGCCAAUAUCAUGACCGAUUUGAUUUUUGACCCUGCUCCCCAUGCUCACUUUGAUAAUGAAGAAUUCGAAGAUGGCGUAAAAUUCGUGGCGAUGUUAUCACAAGCAGUUCAAUCAAGCGUAGCACGGCUCGAAUGGACACAAGCGCGUAUGAUUUUCGGGUUCAUGCUUCAUUCUAUACAAGACUUCUACAGUCAUUCAAAUUGGGUUGAAUUAGGUAUGCGUGAACCAAAUAAAGAUCUAACUGCUGGUCGCCGUCUCGGUUCUGUUGCGGACAAAAGAACAAAGACCUGCAAAACUUGUCUUGGCUCAGACGAAUACUGUGUUCGGAAUAAUUUGAUAGUCGAUAAAUACUUGACAAGUGGUUAUUUUUCCUACUUCUAUCCAGUGAAAAAUCCACCUGGCAAGUGUCAUCAUGGAUAUUUAUGCUAUUUUCCUGGUAAUAACAGUAAAUAUUGUGAAGGUAUUCGUAAGGACGGUUUGCACUUUUCACACGGACAUUUACAUCAAGAAGCAGCAUCUGUUGCAUAUAAAGCCACUGUCAAAGUGCUGAACGAACUUUGGUCAUCGACAAGUACUAAUGCAUUUGGUAGAUUUCUCGGUCUUACGAAUGCAUUUAGUCUCGUAUUUGUAAUCGAUAAUAGCAAUCGAUUGCAAUUCUCAGUGGACAUGAUCGAAGUUGUAACCGCUAAACUGGUCGACUUAGUGACAGAUCUACCUAACAAACCUACAAAUUACAUUGUUUCACCAUUCAAUGGUUCUCAUUGGGGACCUCUACAUGUUGUAACAAAUAUCAGUGAUUUUCUCGAUGCCAUUGGCGCAUUAAAUGAAGACGAACUUCAACAAUCAUCCGACCACUAUUACGAUGCUUUGAACGAGGCACUUAAAUUUUGUGAAUCUGAAUCAAUGGUAUUCUUUUUCACUGAUGCGCCCUCUAAUAAAUUAUAUUCACAAGGGUCUACUAGAGCUUUGGCGCGAUUAAAACAGGCUAAGAUUGAUGUUUUAUUCGUGGAUACCCAAAAUCAAACAAUCAAUGAGCUUACUUAUUUUGCAGAUUCAAUCAGUGGUCUUUUCAUCAAUAUGGACAUUACGCAACGGACAAUAAAUCGAGAAUUUAUUUAUCGUCGCCUAGAAGAAGCAUUCGGCUACGAGUGCAUUCUAUUCAAAUCCAUGGCCAAUCAUCAUAGUGGCAUAUUUAUGAUCGAUAGAACUGCAACAUCACUCCGUAUCAACGUUGUAUCAUCGAGUCCAUCGCUUAUUUUGCGCUUAAUAGAUCCAAUGGGUUCAACAUUACGCCUAACUCCAUCUUUUGAAAGUAAUUAUCUGCAAAUAUUCACUAUCGAUGUGAUGAAUAAGUCCAAUAUAGGUCAAUGGAAUUACCAGUGCAGUGAAGACUGUGCCAUUGAGGUGAAUGUGAAGAGUGAAUUUCGAUGUCGAACACAAUUAUAUGCACAAUUAUCCAAUAACUUUGGUCGAAUAGUCGCCACACCUCCUCUGUUUAACCAAAGUAGAGCACUUGCAAUUACCACAUGUGAUAAAUCGAGCGAAGCAUUGAAUAGUUCGGUUGAAUUGAUCAGUACUGACGGUAAAAUCUUGAUUAAUUAUCGGGCAACAGAUACUUUCGUUGAAACGAUCAGCGUUCCAUCGGAAAGUUUUCGCAUUCGUACUAGCAUUGGUCGGCGAGAUGGUACUCUUGUUUAUCGAGAAGGACGAGCACUGAUUGAGACGAGUCGAAUCAUAAUGCUUAUUAAUAAUCAACCUUUAGUUGCAACUAGUGGUAAGCGUCUCAAUGUAACUUAUACAAUUCAAAAUUAUGCCGACGCCCGACGAAUCUUUGUAUAUACAAUUGGAUAUCAAUGA
Rotaria socialis is the source of this 2190-nucleotide messenger RNA. NCBI's taxonomy places the organism in Eukaryota, Metazoa, Rotifera, Eurotatoria, Philodinida, Philodinidae. The record is from the annotation of a GenBank genome assembly.